Molecule: messenger RNA, 550 nt
Organism: Capsella rubella
Lineage: Eukaryota; Viridiplantae; Streptophyta; Magnoliopsida; Brassicales; Brassicaceae
Product: sm-like protein LSM3B
Exons: 3
Coding region: 101-394 (97 amino acids)
Biological process (GO): mRNA splicing, via spliceosome; P-body assembly
Cellular component (GO): U6 snRNP; Lsm1-7-Pat1 complex; precatalytic spliceosome
Molecular function (GO): RNA binding
Source: RefSeq, a predicted model, not a curated record
CUCGUGUUCGUGUCCGCGAGAGCAGAGUUUGUAUCUGAUUCGUCUGAACCAAAACCUUCCGAGAAGUGUUUCUAGUGGGAAGAUAUCUCUGUCUUACACAAUGUCCGGCGAGGAGGACGCCACCGUGAGGGAGCCACUAGAUCUGAUUCGGCUGAGUCUUGACGAGAGAAUCUAUGUCAAGCUCCGUUCAGACCGCGAGCUUCGCGGCAAGCUUCACGCGUUUGAUCAGCAUUUGAAUAUGAUUCUUGGUGAUGUUGAAGAAACUAUCACAACAAUUGAAAUCGAUGACGAAACAUACGAAGAGAUUGUUCGGACAACAAAGCGGAAGAUUGAGUUUCUGUUUGUGAGAGGAGAUGGAGUAAUAUUGGUGGCUCCACCACUGAGGACAGCCUGAGUUAAAACUCAUAUCUGAAUCCUAGGUUUAAGGAAAAAAAACCAAUCUCUUUGGAGGUCCUUUGUGACUAUUGUAUUGGUGUGUUUAGUUACUUCUUGUCUUAACUCAAAAACCUUUGAAGAGGCCAAGUUGCUUAAAUUUUCAUCGUUACUCGGA